AUGGCAGACCCGGACCUGCCGCAGCCGAGAUACCACCACGUCGUCUUUGUCCAAACCAACGCCGACGACGGGUCAGGAGUAAAAUUCCAUGUCGUCGGCGACAUCACCAGCCUCGGCGGCAUGACGUACGAGUCGACAGAGUUCGGCAACCCGCUCGACGACCCAGCGUUCCACGGCAGCGACCUGCUCGGCUUCACCAUCGGCGAUGGAUUCCGACGGCGGUGGGACGAGGUGCUCGGAGGGCUGCCCACCCCGCCAAAGCAAAAGGAGUACAACGUGGCCACGGGCAGGACGGAGCUGGUCAAGACGUGGAACCCGCUCGCGUUUUAUGCGCCCGGUGAGGAGCGCCAGCCGCCGUGGAAGUGCACGGAGUGGACUAUGGAUCACGCCAUUCCGGCACUAUGGAAGAAUGGCUUGAUCGUGGAUGCGACUACAAAGGCAGUGGCUGGAGCUCGGGGCUCAUCGUAA
Messenger RNA from Pyricularia oryzae 70-15, 468 nucleotides. RefSeq lists its product as uncharacterized. The transcript has a single exon. Bases 1 to 468 code for a protein of 155 amino acids. The record is from RefSeq and is a predicted model, not a curated record. Lineage: Eukaryota; Fungi; Ascomycota; Sordariomycetes; Magnaporthales; Pyriculariaceae.